Didymella exigua CBS 183.55 is the source of this 1500-nucleotide messenger RNA. Its product is annotated as Clavaminate synthase-like protein. NCBI's taxonomy places the organism in Eukaryota, Fungi, Ascomycota, Dothideomycetes, Pleosporales, Didymellaceae. The record is from RefSeq and is a predicted model, not a curated record. The transcript is spliced from 3 exons. The coding region runs from base 91 to 1167 and encodes 358 amino acids.
UUUGAAGGUAUUUACGAUACUAAAGGUGAUAGACUGCAGCUGUGUCACGGACUCCGAACGUUCGUUAGAAAAUCCUAAUCGAGUAUCACCAUGGCCAGUGCGAACGCUGCUAUCAACCAGAACGCUAUUGCGGUGGGUCUGGAAGAUCUCAAGAACGACAACGUUGACUUCACGCUGCUCGAGCAGGCCUUUGGCCCUGAGAGUCUUGGCAUCAUUGUUGUGAAGGACCUUCCUGAGAAAUUCCACAGGCUGAGGCACAAGCUGCUGUCAUACUCCUCUGCUCUUGCCAGUCUUUCACCAGAGGAGCUCGAGAAGCUUGAAUCACCAGCAGCAAAGUGGCUCGUUGGUUGGUCUUGUGGAAAGGAAACGCUCAAAGAUGGCCAGUAUGACACUCUCAAGGGCUCAUACUACGUCAACUGUGCGCCUGGGUUUGAGGAGUCGCAGAAGUCAGUCGCUGACAAGUACCCUUCAUUCUCAGAGUACACAGCUCCUAAUGUCUGGCCCUCGAAAGAGCUUCUGCCCGGCUUCGAGUCCACUUUUCGAGAGCUCACUACACUCAUUAUCGAGGUUGCAGUGCUCGUUGCUCGCGCCUGUGACAAGUAUGCUGAGGCCAACAUCGAAGGUUAUCAAAAGGGUUUCCUGGAGCACCUCGUCAAGACAAGCGUGUCGACCAAAGCGCGGCUUCUGCACUACUUCCCUUCCCCAGAACCUAGCAGUGGGGCUUCAGACGCAUCUAGCGGUGAAGAGGACGAUUGGUGUGCUACACAUCUUGACCACGGCUGCUUGACAGGUCUUACAUCUGCCAUGUUCGUCGACGAGGCUGCACAUGCGCCGCGGACCGGCGCAGCAUUUGCGCUUUUGAAAGAGCUCGAGCGCUCGCCCGAUCCAAAGGCUGGGCUCUACAUCCACUCAAGGACUGGGGCAACAGUCAAGGUCGGGAUACCGCGGGACUGUCUUGGCUUCCAGACUGGAGAGGCUCUUGAAAUCAUCACCAAGGGCAAGUUUAAGGCUGUUCCCCACUUCGUCAGAGGGGCUGGGUCCGGCAUUGGCGGGAAAGUUGCUAGGAACACAUUGGCCGUGUUUACCCAGCCUAACCUCUGGGAGAAGGUGGACGAGAGAAGAGAUUUUGCCGCGUUCGCGAAGGAGAUUGUGGAGAAGAACCACUGAGAGGCUGGAAAUGACAUCAUCUGUUAUCUGCAUCUUGAGUCUUGACCGCAUCUGCAGCGGCAGUGAGGAAGUGAUGGCAUUUGAUGAUAGAAUCAAGGCCUGGACUGGAGCGCGGCCCACCGCUGCCCUGGCCGAGAACGGCGCUUGGGUGUGUUGGGUAGCGGAUGCAGCCGGGCCCAAGCCUGCAGUGAGGAAGGAGGCGCGCUGCGCAAGAGCCUCAGCGCUGGGCACGCCAACAACAAAAAGAACAGCAUAGCGCAUCAUGAACUCGCCGAGCCCACGACGAUCAAACACCACACAUCGUGGGGGAAUUGGACGGAUGAAUAUUUUGCG